AGGUCCGGAAGCUGCCGAGCGAGUCCGGAAGUUGCCGAAAGAGAGCAGCGGGGAAGGAGGAUGGCGGAUAUCAUCGCAAGACUCCGGGAGGACGGGAUCCAAAAGCGUGUGAUAGAGGAGGGCCGAGGAGAGCUCCCUGACUUUCAGGAUGGAACUAAGGCCACGUUCCACUACCGGACUCUGCGCAGUGACGAUGAGGGCACCGUGCUGGACGACAGCCGGGUGUGCGGCAAGCCCAUGGAGCUCAUCAUCGGCAAGAAGUUCAAGCUGCCCGUGUGGGAGACCAUUGUGUGCACCAUGCGGGAGGGCGAGAUCUCUCAGUUCUGCUGCGACGUCAAGUGUCCUUUCUCAGAUGGUGAUGGGGGCAGGGGGCUGGGCCUCUUGGGCUGGUGACCAGCCAGCCCAUUGGUGCCCACUCACCCUCCGGCAGCAUGUGGUCCUGUAUCCGCUGGUGGCCAAGAGUCUACGCAACAUUGCAGCUGGCAAAGACCCCCUGGAGGGCCAGCGGCACUGCUGCGGCAUCGCCCAGAUGCACGAGCACAAUUCCCUGGGCCACGCUGAUCUGGACGCCCUGCAGCAGAACCCCCAGCCUCUCAUCUUCGACAUCGAGAUGCUUAAGGUGGAGAACCCUGGCACGUACCAGCAGGACCCGUGGGCGAUGACGGAUGAGGAGAAGGCAAAGGCAGUGCCGGUCAUACACCAGGAGGGCAACCGGUUGUACCGCGAGGGCCGUGUGAAGGAGGCUGCCGCCAAGUACUACGACGCCAUCGCCUGCCUCAAGAACCUUCAGAUGAAGGAACAGCCUGGGUCCCCUGACUGGAUCCAGCUGGAUCUGCAGAUCACACCACUGCUGCUCAACUACUGUCAGUGCAAGCUGGCGGCCCAGGAGUAUUACGAGGUGCUGGACCACUGCUCCUCCAUCCUCAACAAGUAUGAUGACAACGUCAAGGCCUACUUCAAGCGGGGCAAGGCGCACGCGGCAGUGUGGAAUGCCCAGGAGGCCCAGGCUGACUUUGCCAAGGUGUUGGAGCUGGACCCCGCCCUGGCGCCCAUCGUGAGCCGUGAGCUGCGGGCCCUCGAGGCAAGAAUCCGGCAGAAGGACGAGGAAGACAGGGCCCGCUUCCGGGGCAUCUUCUCCCACUGACAGGGCCCUGCUGGCCCAGCCACUCUGCCCAGCUCACUGCUGCUGCUAGCAGCCCCCCCGCCCCCGCCGUAUCAUGCUUCUCUGUAUAUAAAGGCCUUAUUUAUCUCUC
Orcinus orca (killer whale) is the source of this 1253-nucleotide messenger RNA. It is a transcript of the gene AIP, whose product is annotated as aryl hydrocarbon receptor interacting protein. The coding region runs from base 149 to 1144 and encodes 331 amino acids. NCBI's taxonomy places the organism in Eukaryota, Metazoa, Chordata, Mammalia, Artiodactyla, Delphinidae. The transcript is spliced from 6 exons. The record is from RefSeq and is a predicted model, not a curated record. Gene Ontology annotation, molecular function: peptidyl-prolyl cis-trans isomerase activity; protein binding.